Aspergillus calidoustus is the source of this 1254-nucleotide messenger RNA. Lineage: Eukaryota; Fungi; Ascomycota; Eurotiomycetes; Eurotiales; Aspergillaceae. The record is from the annotation of a GenBank genome assembly.
AUGACAGAGCACUUCCCCAAUGCUUUCAGAGAAACAGAACCAGUUUGGGUCCACCAGCUGCCCAAUUCCAAAUAUCCUCGGUUUCCAUCGCUAGACCACGACAUAGAGACAGACGUCUGUAUAAUUGGCUCUGGCAUAGCCGGCAUUUCGGCGGCGUAUGAGCUCAUCACGGGAGGCAAAAGAGUCACCCUUCUCGAAGCCCAGCACGUUCUCUUUGGUGAAUCUGGUCGAACGAGCGGUCACCUCUCCAACGCGUUAGACGACGGGUACAUUGAGAUCGAGAAGCGACACAAGCCCAACGGCGCAAAACUAGCAGCAGAGAGCCACACAUGGGCUAUAGAUCGCGUCGCCCACAUAAUACGUACGCUGGAUCUAGACUGUGAAUUCCGCUAUGUGCCUGCUUAUAGAGUGUCAAAGUUUCUGCCUGGUGACUUGAAGCAUGAAGCUGAUAAUAAGAAAAUCAGCAAGGGGGCAGAUUAUGCAAGAGACGCAGGGGUUGACGCGGUAUUUCAAAAGGGUUUCAGCGUGUCCGGGUGGGAUGGGGAUUUCAGUCAGGAGGACGCAGCGGUUUUCGCAGCUCAAGGAGCCUUUCACCCAACAAAAUACUUGCUUGGUGUGCUUGAGUGGUUGAAAGCACAUCCAAAUUUCCAGUGUUUUGCAGACACACGGGCGACGGGUGUUGAUGAAGGAAGAAAUAAAGUCAUAGUCUGGACAGAGCAGGGAUAUAACAUUACCGCGAAGGAUGUGGUUGAGGCAACUUGCAUCCCGUUGCAAGAUUCGAGUAUUUUGGCAGAGAUUUCAUACUGCAGAACAUACUGCAUUGCAAUUCGUGUGCCCAAGGGUUCUGUUGAGGACUGUCUGAUCUAUGACACUGAUGAUCCCCACAAGUAUGUUUGUUUAACUGCUUGUGAUAACAAGAAUGACUAUCUUAUUGUUGGUGGAUGCGAUCACAAAGUUGGACAUCAAGAUUCUCUCGAUCGGUUCGAGAUUUUGGCGACUUGGGCCUGUCAAAGAUUUACGCACGCGGGAACCGUGGAUUACCACUGGAGCGGGCAGAUUCUGGAACCAGUCGACCACAUGGCGUUUAUAGGCAAGAAGGAGUGGAAAAUGCAUACCUACGUGAUCACAGGAGACAGUGGCAACGGGCUCACGCAUGGUAUUCUAGCAGGCCGAUUGGUCGCGGAUGGAAUCGAGGGACGGGAGAACAGUUGGGCGGCGUUGUACGAUCCCAGCCGGAUGACGAGUGCAGCAUGA